GUUGGCCUUCGCCAUAGUUUAUUACAGUACAACAGUUACCAUGGUCAAAAUACAUGAAACCUGGACGGCCCCCCUUUUUUAUUUCAUAGGUAAAAACAUUGGAUGUUUGAAUAUGUUGACCGCACUGGAAAUGUCCCGGUUUUUCAUUUCCGAAAUCUGGUCACCUUACAUCAACCCCAUCUCUGUUACAGGGAUUUAAUUUUCACAUCACAGUAAAUGUAAUCACUACCAAGAGUUGUUUUCUCCUUCACAAUCAGCAUCAUAACAUAAAGUUUAAAAAUAGUUAAAUGUAUGAUAUAAAGUUUGCCUAUAUCAUAUCUCAAAUUCAGCCUUUUGUUGUUUGCCUUAAAUUUGGAAAUUUGUAAUCCGACUUCUCAUGUGCGCAUUGGUGGCUGCCCUAUUAUCUGUGAAGUGCAGUGUGUAUAAUGAGGUGCUGAGAGAUGACAAUCCAAGUGUCAGAAUUCGAAACACGCUAGAAGCUCCUCUGUAGACACAUUUCUUCCUCCCACAGGCCCAGAGAUCACAGUUGAAUGAGCAUCAAUAAUACAUGAGACAGCGACCACCUGGAAUCAUUUCAGUAAUUUUCAACCCGCCUUCCUCUCAGAACCUCCAAUUAGAGAACUAGUGAUUUAGUGGGAAGUGGUUCAAGAAGAAAUUAUUUUUUUAUGAGAGAAGAGAAAAUUCACUGAAACUAUGUGAAGCCAGAGUUCUUACUGAUCUCCUGUAAAAUCCAAAAACAAACUGUGAACUGACACAGAUGUCCUAAUGCACAUGCAGCAUGCAGACUCCUCUUCACAUCUCUAAUGUGAUUACAGUGCCACUAUCUGGUCUCGGAGCACAGAUGCAACAGCUCAUGACAAUCCAUUUCAUCAUGAGCACUCUUCUCUUCCAGUCAAGGAAUCUGUAAUAACUUCUCAUUGACCUUCCUCUGAAGGAGUAAAUUGUGGAAUUAUUUCUAACUCUGAAUGAAGAAGCAGAUUAAUUUUCCUUUCCUGGUUGAAAAAGUAAAGGAAAAAAAGCAAUUCCAGAUGUAAGACAAGUGACAAACCUAAUAAAGUUACUCAUUAACAUCUCUGUCUUAAGGGCAUGGCGCAGGAAGGGUGACAUUAUGGCAUGUGCUGCAACCUUUGCCCAGCAAACCUCUUUAUUAUUUCAGAACGAGCUGAAGAGAAAGACAAAAACACCAGUUCAAAGACAGGACUAGAAGAAAUACACCUGCUCAGUCAGUGAUCCCAGUGAUCCUAUUUUGUACAGGUAAGUCAUUUUAGAUGUUUUGUUUUCCUCUUUGUUGUGUAAGUUGAUAAUUGAGUCUCUGGCUGGGAAAUGUAUGUGACACAGACUGAGUAGACACAGCUACUGUCCGGCCUCAAUCGCCUGAUUAACUAUUUUUCUUAUAUUACUGGUGUACUUGUGUCUGGAAUUAAAGCUGUAUAGCCAAAAUUAACAGUGUGAAUAUAUACGAAUCUGUUGUCUAGAUUAACAAGUGUGUGUGUGUGUGUGUUUGUGUGUGUUAUGUUUGGAGUUAAUUAGUAAGCAGUUCAGGACUAUAAUCAUGAACAUUGUCCAAGACCUGGCAAGUCAACUCCCUAACAUCAUGUGACAGCUUCAGUCUACUCACAUUGUGUUUGUUCAUGUCAAAGUUCAUGUUAAAAUGUCCUUUCCACUGCCAUAAGGAAGGUGUUUAUAGGUAACAUCAGCAAUAUGCACUUAAAAGCAAAAGUAAAUGUAUAUAUAAAUAUAAUAACUUAAGCAUUGAAAACUGAUUGGGAUAUUCUUACAGCACUGUGAGAGUUUGUCACUAUUUAAAAGCUAAAAAAUACUAAAUAUAUACUGAGACUUUAAGAUUCUGUGAACUGAACACUGCAUCAUAUUUUUACAAACUGUUCACGUUGCUUGAUUAUAAAAUCUUAAUAUGCAAAUAACCUAUAACUUCAGGCUUAAAAAUAUCUUUUAGUUAUCUGAAUAUUGUACAUUAUAAGUAAUGUACUUAAAUGUACUUUAAUUAUUCACCCUCCAAUAUAUUAUAGAUUCCAAUAAGAGAUAGGAGACAAAAUCACAGUCCUUGUUUCAUGUAAAAACACACACUGAAGUUCAGUUGAAGCUUCGAGUUGCUCAUAUCAAGGGGGGUAUGAUCUACUACCGUCUAACUUUGUGUUCCCCUGAGGGAAAGUAACACAAAGAGGAAAUUCUGCACUUUUCAUAAUCCUCGGUAAGUGUAACCAGUGGAUGAUUUUGUUUCUUCUAGGUUUUGCUACGAGACAGAGAGAUGGGUCGGUGGAGCUGCAGCUUCUUUGUGGUGUUUUUUCUUUGUGGAGCUUUUAUCACUGAAGCACAUCCUGGUCUUAUAUCUAAUGGGGACCACAAAGCCCCCCAGAGACAUCUCCUAACUGAGGAGGAGCCCACCCCCAUUAAUAGUACUGUUGGACUUGACAGGGCAGUCGAUCCAGGCGAGGGCAAGAAGUCGCUGGAGUGGUCCUAUCUCGCCGCAGCCCUGGGCACAGUCCUCACCAUCUCACUCCUCAUCGUGAUGACUGUCAAGUUUCGCCUCUUCCAUCGCUUCCUGGCCAGCUACAGACACUCCCUGCUCCAGGAGGCCGACGGGGUCAGCCACUACGGUCAAGACGACGUGUCUUUCCCCAACAGUGUGUCGGGUAGACUGGGAGUGGUUGGAGGGACAAUCAGCGGGCUGGACGACGAUGAUGACGGCUUCAUUGAGGAUAACUAUAUCCAGACCAGUGAGAAACACAGGGCAGAGAGAGAAAGAGAGGAGGAGGAGGGGAUAGAGGACAGCGACGAUGAUCUUCAGUUCACUAUAGGAUGAUUAGGUGAAGGGAGACUUGAUCAAAAACAGCUGGUUUACAACUGAGAAGAAAUGACACUAUAGAGAAAUCUUGAUUCUAAGUUUAAACAAUCUGUGGCUGGUUCCACCAGAGAGGGAGUUCCCUUCAAAACAUCUCGUAUUGUUUCAUUCAAAUAACUGUAGAGGCCAGAACAUUAUACUGUAUAUAUAGAUAUCACAAGAAAAGUGGUCAAAGUUAAUGAAAAAUUAAAAAGGAAGCAAAUCACAAUUUAGUUUUUUCUGUUUUCCUGAUUCCAAUGACUCUUUUCGUCGCCUCUAAGAUUAUCUUGUGACAACUCGGAUGCGUCCCGAUUUGAGAACCACUGAAAUUGCACAGUCAAUGUUCUAUAAUGUGAAAACUGAGCAAUAACAAUUGGACAGAAAUAGUCAAAUAUGAUAAAAUAAUAAUGAAAUGUAUUACAAUUGUAUAAACAGGUGAAUGGAUUUUAUUUUGAAAAAUGUUACUGCUUGUCACUGAGUGUCACAAAAGUAGAGAUUAUAGUUCUGGUAAAUCGAGAUGUUUCCUGUCAUUAAAACUAAAUCUGUAAUAUUUAAAAUUAAUAUAUUGUGUGAAUAUCCAUCUGUAAAUUGACACAUUUACACACCAAGGCUGAAGUUGCUGAUCAUACUCUCUUCAAAUCAUGUGGUUGUGUGUGUGUGUGUGUGUGUGUGUGUGU
Seriola aureovittata is the source of this 3516-nucleotide messenger RNA. RefSeq names its product leucine-rich repeat-containing protein 19-like. Bases 2267 to 2821 code for a protein of 184 amino acids. The record is from RefSeq and is a predicted model, not a curated record. Lineage: Eukaryota; Metazoa; Chordata; Actinopteri; Carangiformes; Carangidae. The transcript is spliced from 2 exons.